GAGGAUGCUGGAAUGAUAAAGCAUCAUGCAUCUAAUCUCUUUUGAGAAUUCCGCUGAACUGUUUUCUGAUGGACGUUUGAAUUAUUUACACGGCACGGACACGUGGAUAUGUAUGACUGUUGCUUCCGAACAUCAUUCGACGUUAUCAUUAUAUUGUAUCGGUGUUGACACGAUAAUGCUGUUGUUUGCGUUUAUCAUGACUAAAGUGCAACUAACCUUGUCCCCAAGCUAUUGCGCAUAUAAAGCGGAAGUGUCUGGGGACGAGAUUAUAGCGAAACCUGGGGUUAUUUCCAAGGUUCUUUACAUGAGUCAUAUUACAAUAAUUGAAUUGUAACCACAUUUCAACGUCAAGACUCAAGAUAAUGUUUUAUUGAACAACAAUAAUAGUUUAGAAGGCUUUAGUGAGAAAAUGCGGUGUAAUUAUCUUUCUGCCAUUUUUGUUGUUGCGUUUUCCACUUAUUGUUCACAUUCUAAAGAAAACUGUUCUUACAUAGAGAAACAAACUUGGCGAUGGUGAUACCAAGAGGAUAACUUCAACUUCAGGACAGCCACUGCCUUCAUCUGACACUUGCCUUCGUUGGACCGUGGACCCUAGUAAACCUGACCGAAUAACUUCAUAAUUCUGUUCUUCCAGCUGAUGGAAGAGAAGACACCCAUCAAGCUUGCCAUGGUGUCCAGACUGCCUAAGUUCGGUGUCCGCCCCACCACGGGGGUCACCAGCCCCCUGCCCAAUGGAACCACCCCUUCACCCCAAGACAGCAAGACCACCCCUCCAGCAAGACCCAAUGGGGUGGUCCGUGCCUCCUCCUUCUCUCUAAAAUGGCGGAAAGACGGUGGCAGUACUCCAACCACCCCCACUAGCCUUGAAGAUGAUGCAUGCCCAAAGGAGGGAGGGGACAAGCCCAAGACUCAGCACUCCACAUGGGGGAGGGAGAUCAAGAAACCAUCCCCAUCCACCCCUAAGAGGGUCAGGAGUUCUGGUUCGUCUGAGUCAUCUACUUCAAGCCCCAGGGCCAUCCCCCGCCAAGUCACAAAGACCAGCCCCAAGGCAGGGCCCAGACAGGGGCAGAGCGCUUCCUUCAGUGGAGGCCCCAAACUAGGCCAAAAUGGAGCUACUGAUGGCUCAGGACAGUCAGGUUUAGGGCUGGUGAGGCCACGGGCCAGCUCCAGCUCCCCGCGCAGCAGCUCUAGAGAUAGCCUGUCCCAGUCCAGUGACAGCCUCAAGUCUCUCACACUGGACAACAUGGUGCGCUCGCAGAGUUUCACUCACUUCAAGCAGAUCCCGUCCCCGACCAACUUGCCCAUGGCACGCUCCUUCUCCUUUAACCGGGCAGUGGAGCUGGCCAAGCCUCUGGCCAACACCCAGCUACAACCACCCAGGACCAACCACAUCAGACCCCACCAGCUGUCGAAUGGGAGGCAGGGCCUGGGGAUGGGCCUCGGCCUGGGGACAGGGCUGGGGGGGCUUCAGUAUCCUAGGAGCCUCUCUUCAGCCGGCUCCCCCUCCACAACCCCUAGUGCCCUGAAAAAACCUCUUCUCCCCAACUGUGUUCUGAACAAGCCUUCUGCUCUGGGCUAUAGACUGACACGGCCUGGCCAGGUCAAGCAGCAGAAACCCCUGUUUACAGGGAGGGUGAAGGGGGAGGUCAGGGCUGGAGGAGUGGGGGACGGGGAUAGGGCAGAGUCACCCCCCCUCACCCUCACUCCAGACCCCCUUAGUGACAGCGACAGGACCUCAGGGGGGCAGCUCAGGGGGACAGGGGAGGGGCUAGAGGACAUGUCUCUCUCCUCAGCCUCAUCGCUCUCUCGAGGAGACACCAGCGAGGAGUUCUUGGAUGACUUUAAUAACCUGGCUGAUGGGGAUGUCCCAGACAACAGGACGAGAGGUAGUACUGCCACUCAGACCCGCCUGCGGAGCUUCCUGAUUGAGACCAUGGACUGGAAUGAGAUGGGCCUCUCAGGGCAGAAGGAGGAAGUUGGGGUGAGGACAGCCCUUGACAUCCUGCCCCCAGAGAGGGGAGACUUCCUUCAGGGCUUGUCUCUGGAGCUGUCCCCCUCCAACAGCUCGGGGGGCACCUACAUGUGGGACGAGGAGGAUCUGGAGCCCCUGGGACCCAGAACACACCCAUGUGAGAGCUAUGACGACUCAGACCGCCUCAACAGCAUGGACAUUCUGAACAACCUGGACCCCCUGGAGACAGCUGACCUGGAGGAUGACGACCUCAUGCUGGACGUGGACCUCCCUGAGGACGGCUCUCUACGAACACAGACAGCAGGGGCUCCAGACGCUGAUGAGAUGGCCCAUUCUGACCGCUCAGAGAGGGGGGGACGAAAGGGUCACUGGAGGAGGAGGCAGCCUCGCUGGAAUGAACUAGACUACUUCCAUAAUGACAACAGGGGUCCAGUGUUCCAGCAGUAUGAGGGUUACACUUGUCAUGGAGGGUUCAUGGUUGGCCCCCGUCCUCUUCCUCCUGUAGGGAGACACGAUGGCUACUCGGGGGCGCUGGACGAGCUCACACUCAAACACAUGGCCCAGGACUGCAGCUCUGUGAAAAACAAGCUGCUCAAACUCAAGAUUUUAUUACAGAUGGAGGAUGGAAGCCCAGAGCUUGUGAAAGAGGGCGAGGAGGUUGAGGAGGAUAACAGCACAACUAUACAGUUGGAGGAGCUAAUGAAGGAGGUGCGGGUGCUCAGGGAGGAGCUGAGGGAUAAGGACAGGACAAUCACGCAGCUCACACGACAGCAACAGGCGUCUGCUCAUGCUGACCAGCCUGUGAGCUGUCACUGUCACCAGAGGGCACCGUCGCUGGAAGAGGACAGACAGAUGCACCAAGACAAGGCCACACAGACCCCCUGGAGAGGACAAGGAAACAGCCCUGCCGGUGUGCUGCCCGCCCCCUUCCUCUCCCCCUGGCAGAGCCAGUACCAGGGGCCGCCCCGCACCAGCAUGCCCCAGCGCAGACAGAGAAUGGAGCACGUUGUGCAUUACAUCACUGACAAAGCGUGUAUGGGAGAUGACCACCAGGUGGAGCUGUGGGCCUAGUCAUCCCAUUGCCUCUGUCAGGUUACUGCUGGAACAGACGCCUCCCUGGUCUCCUGUUGGAUGUUUGAGGCGGACUGCCUUGGCCAGACCAGGGCCAUCAUAAGUAUGUUCCCUUUGGCUUAGGAGGGAUUCACACAGAGCAGGGUUGGGCUCAAUUCAGUUUGUAGGCAGUCAAUUCAGGAAGUAAACCAACAAUACAAUUCAAUAAUCGAAAUAGGAUACUUGUUUUUAAUGACUUCUCAAUAAACUGAAAGGUAGAAGCACGUUUUUUUCUUCUGAUUUUAAAUUCAAAUCACUUCCUGAAUUGACUGCCCAACCCAGCCCCACCCUGACACAGGGCCCUGGAGCACAACUAGAGUACUGACUCUUGCUAGAUCAUAAAGAUUGCAGCCUCCUAAGGAUUUGUAGGAUUUAGGAGGAUGAUCAUCACAAGAUAGUCCCUUUUUAUUGACUGCAGGUUCACAGACAAUAAAGGACUUGAAAGCAUGAACUUGUUAAGGACUAGGAGCAGAGGAGGCUGGUGGAAGGAGCUAUGGGAGGACUGGCUCAUUGUAAUGGCUGGAAUGGAAUACAUGGAACGGUAUCAAACAUAUGGAAACCGCUUGUUUGGCUCCGUUCCAUGUAUUCCAUUCCAGUCACUACAAUGAGCCAGUCCUCCUAUAGCUCCUCCCAGCAGCCACCUUUUACUAGGAUGUAUAUAAGCCCACAGACCAGUUAGUGUACCAGUCUGUUUUAUGUCUACAGACAUCUGGUUGAUGUAUGACCCUCAGGCUGUCUGAGAGACACAACCCCGACCACCACAACAUCAAGCCUUCAUUCCCCUCUCCCUGGAUAUCACCACAGGGUAAAGAAGAGUGGAGUGUGGUUGCCCUCAAAACCCUGCUCUAACCAUGGCCUUUCCUUGCUCCAGCCUGGUUCUCUCCCGACAGGAGAAUAAUCUCGUACCACAUACUAACUGAUAGGUCACCCUGAACUCAGGACCCACAACUAGCAGCCAGCUGUGCUCUUCCCUGACUCUACCCAGUGUUAGAUCUGCUGUUUGUCUGAUGCACUGGCCUGUGCUAGGUGGGUGGGAGGACCACUGUUUGACUACUGCUACUACUACUCUCACUGAUUGUUAGAGAGUACAAACAAGUCCUCAGGGCAAAGAAUCUUGGCUCGCUGUCCACAGUCUACAGUUUUCACCCAUUUUAAGGGCAAGUUUUUGUUCCAAGAAUGAAUUGAAAAAGUGAAUGGGGAAACCUCACCUGAAAUUGUAGAUAGAAUACAUUUACAUUGUAAAUGAACAUCUUCAUCAAUUAUAGACCUUUAAGAAGGAUAACUCACUACUGGUGAAUUGAUAAUAAUGUGUAUGUUUUUCGUUUUUCUUCCAUAGCUUCAAAUACUACAGCCUUCCAGCCCCAGCCACCACGAGCACCUCACCCAGGAAAGACUAGUAAAAACAGCCCUCACCGAGGGCCACAGUGACCCCCAGAGAAGGAGGAGCAGGGGAGAUGGGUCCCCUUGCACAGACUCUAA
Molecule: messenger RNA, 4561 nt
Organism: Oncorhynchus gorbuscha (pink salmon)
Lineage: Eukaryota; Metazoa; Chordata; Actinopteri; Salmoniformes; Salmonidae
Gene: ccser2a
Product: coiled-coil serine-rich protein 2a
Exons: 12
Coding region: 638-3043 (801 amino acids)
Biological process (GO): microtubule bundle formation
Cellular component (GO): microtubule cytoskeleton
Molecular function (GO): microtubule binding
Source: RefSeq, a predicted model, not a curated record